Messenger RNA from Fulvia fulva, 1458 nucleotides. RefSeq lists its product as uncharacterized. The coding region runs from base 1 to 1458 and encodes 485 amino acids. The transcript is spliced from 3 exons. The record is from RefSeq and is a predicted model, not a curated record. Gene Ontology annotation, molecular function: protein binding. NCBI's taxonomy places the organism in Eukaryota, Fungi, Ascomycota, Dothideomycetes, Mycosphaerellales, Mycosphaerellaceae.
AUGGCAUCCCGAAUCGAAACAGCCAGUGACGCAUUAGCAAUUUUGUACAAGACAGGCACUCUGAAACAGCAUAAGGAAGAGGGCAACGAUAAGCAGUUUCACAGCAACGGCAUGAACGGAAGGACAAUCGGUAGAUCAUCUUUUGAUGGUAAUAGCUCGCCCAAGACAUACGCGAAUGUCCUGAAACAGGAAGAACAUCAGCAUAGCAACGGCAUAUCACCAGGAUUGACUGAUGAUCGAAUGAUUGCUUUCGAAACUGCAGGCAUUGCACCCAAACACGACCCAGAGCAGCCUGAAAACGGAGAUACAAAGCCAUAUCUCGACAAGGCAAAAGUGGCGAAGCUCACCAACGGCAUCUUGAAACAGGCCUACCAACAGAACGCCAAAGCCGAGUUCACAGAAGCUGUGAAUGCCAAUCACGUGUCGUUUGACAUGACAGCGAAUGCUUAUAGCAGCGAACAGCAACAAAAGCCACAGGCUGACAAGCAGCAGCUGGAGCAACAACUUCACAACCUCGAGAACUACAUGGAGCAACGAAAGCAGGACCAGAACGCGCGGGAGAACAAUCAACAAAAUGGGCACCACGACGAUGAGCAGAACAACCAACAGCAUGAUCAAGAUUAUGACCACCAGGACAAUCAAGAACCAGAGCAACAGAAUGAGCAGCCUAACGGUCAAGAUGAUGGCAAUGAAGACGACACCUACUAUGACCGCGAGGCCGCCCAGAAUUUCACCUUCUCAGUAUUGAGACAAACUCGUAACACUUCCUACCUCGACUUCACCAUCUCCAAUAACGACACAGACUACAAAGUCAACUCCCUAAUCAUCAGCUCUCUCUCUACAGCCUUCCAAGAAGUCAUCAUAGCAGCAAAGGACGCCAACGAAUCUCGUGUCGAGCUCAAGUCGGAUUCUCCUCUCGCAGUCAAGACGAUGAUCGACUUCUUCAAAACACUGAACUAUAACACACCAAACACCCUUUCUCGCCUCGAGGCAGCACAACACCAUGUUGCUGUAUACCUGAUCGCGGAGAAGUACGACAUUCCUGGUCUUCGAGACUUGGCAGUCUGGCGAUUCGAAAGACCAUUCUCGGAUUGGGGAUACAGCAAAGACGUGCUAGUCCGCAUGCUCCCAGACUUGACACAAUUCGUGUACGGUAACACACCAGAGAAGUGUCCACUCCGAGUGGCGCUCUUGAGGAUCUGGGCGAAUGCUCUGAGGCCGAGAAACUUCGAGAGUGUUGACUUUGAGCCGCUGAUCGAUGAGUUCCCGAGCUUCGGGGCGGACAUUAUCCACGUACUUGCGAGAUUUGCUAGUAGGAAUGGUGGACAUGAGCAAGGGUGCGAUGAUUAUGGGAACUCCAUGGGGACAGAUGGGUUCGAGAAUGGACGAGGGGGAGGACAAGGGCAGAACAGAUACAACGACAACGACGACGAGAACAGUGGUUGGGAUGAAGAAUAA